UUGAAAACGUCGGGCGAUGUUACCAGGGUGGAAAGGACAGGUUAGCUCCGACGCUCCCAACCAACUCCUCACCUCGUCUUCUCCGUCCUCCCACUACUCUUAUUUCCUGUCUCUCUCCCCCUCAGUACUCGCCACUCCAAAGCACACGCAUUUUCUGAUUCUCUUUCUUUUCCGGCAAUGGCCUCCUCCUUCUCCUUCCUCUCUCGUCCUCCUUUCUCCAACGCCUCCAUUUCCUUCUCCUCCUCUCUCUCCUCUGGCUCCCUCCAGCAGCUGUUUCUACCCUCCUCCUCCUACUCGCCCUUUCCCUCCAAUAAUUCUGCGCGGAGGAUUCUCACUGUCCGUUCCAAGAUCAGGGAGAUCUUCAUGCCAGCCCUCAGCUCUACCAUGACCGAGGGCAAGAUCGUCUCCUGGGUCAAGUCCGAGGGCGACCGGCUCUCCAAGGGCGAGAGCGUCGUCGUCGUCGAGUCCGACAAGGCUGACAUGGACGUCGAGACCUUCUAUGACGGCAUCCUCGCCGCCAUCGUCGUCCCUGAGGGUGAGUCCGCCCCCGUCGGUUCCCCCAUCGGCCUGUUGGCAGAAACCGAGGAGGAAAUUGCUGAAGCAAGAGCCAAAGCCGCCUCCAAGUCCCCUCCUUCCACUCCCAAAGCCGUUACUCCCAGCCCUCCGCCUCCCAUUUCCAGUCCAGCUCCUGCAAUUGCUCAGCCUCCGCCUUCGCCAGCUAAGCCAGUCUCGGACGGCCCGAUGAAGAUCGUAGCAACGCCGUUUGCGAAGAAGCUGGCUAAGCAGCACAAGGUCGACAUCGACUCGGUGGUGGGGACUGGGCCGUUCGGCCGAAUCACACCAGCUGAUGUGGAGGCCGCUGCGGGAAUUACGCCUUCGAAGAGUAUGGGAACCAAUGCCGGUUCGAAAAUCGCCGAGACCGUUCCAUUGAAACCCGCCUCUCCUGUGACUGCUCCGCCUCCGAUUCCCGGCUCUACGGUCGUGCCCUUCACGACGAUGCAAGCGGCAGUGUCGAAGAACAUGGUGGACAGCCUAUCCGUACCAACUUUCCGCGUCGGUUAUCCAGUGACGACCGAUGCUCUCGAUGCUCUAUAUGAGAAGGUGAAGCCAAAAGGUGUGACCAUGACUGCGCUGUUGGCCAAGGCUGCAGCAAUGGCACUGGUUCAACACCCAGUUGCCAAUGCGACCUGUAAAGAAGGAAAGAGUUUUACAUACAAUAGCAGCAUAAACAUUGCGGUUGCUGUGGCUAUCGAUGGUGGGUUGAUAACCCCUGUUCUUCAGGACGCAGAUAAGUUGGAUUUGUAUCUGUUAUCUGAAAAAUGGAAAGAGCUGCUGAAGAAGGCCAGAGCGAAGCAACUUCAGCCUAAUGAGUAUAAUUCAGGGACUUUCACUUUAUCCAAUUUGGGCAUGUUUGGAGUGGACAGGUUUGAUGCUAUUCUUCCUCCAGGCCAGGGGGCUAUCAUGGCUGUUGGAGCAUCGAAGCCAACUGUUGUGGCCGAUGCAGAUGGAUUUUUCAGUGUAAAAAGUAAAAUGCUGGUGAAUGUAACAGCUGAUCACCGGAUUGUUUAUGGUGCUGAUUUGGCUGCCUUUCUUCAGACAUUUGCAAAGACUGUUGAGAACCCAGAAAGCCUGACAUUAUAGGUGACAUAUCAGGUUACAAAGAAUUGAAACCUGUUGACUUUCAGUAUCUACUUCCUUAGUGGUGAUGGAUGAUAGUGGUGUCUACUGGAUACAAAGUCUCCCCAGCACUUUUGUUGACGUACUUUGUGUUGUAGUUCAUUGUGUUUUCAAUGGUUUCCGGCACUUUUGCAGACAUUGUUGAGUAGAUUUUGAUAGAGGGGAAUGACUUUGAAGUUUUUGAUAUGAUUCACCAGUUUUGUUAGGAAUUGAGUGAUUUAUAAGGUCAUUUUCUCAGCAUUGUGGGAUCAUGAAAUAUACAUGUGCAUUGGCAGUUAAUAAAACCAGUCAAGUUGGUGUUGGAGCUA
This is a messenger RNA of Carya illinoinensis, 1985 nucleotides long. Its product is annotated as dihydrolipoyllysine-residue acetyltransferase component 4 of pyruvate dehydrogenase complex, chloroplastic-like. NCBI's taxonomy places the organism in Eukaryota, Viridiplantae, Streptophyta, Magnoliopsida, Fagales, Juglandaceae. Gene Ontology annotation, molecular function: dihydrolipoyllysine-residue acetyltransferase activity. The transcript has 6 exons. Gene Ontology annotation, cellular component: chloroplast thylakoid; chloroplast envelope; pyruvate dehydrogenase complex. Gene Ontology annotation, biological process: pyruvate decarboxylation to acetyl-CoA. The record is from RefSeq and is a predicted model, not a curated record. The coding region runs from base 178 to 1641 and encodes 487 amino acids.